AUGGCGGCGAACUUCCAACAACAAAUGGGCAUGGGCGGACCUGGGCAGAUGAUGCAGCAAAUGCAACAGCAGCAACAGCAGCAGCAGCAACGUCAGCAGCAAGGUCCGAAUGCAUCCGGUCAGAUUCAGCAGCUGAUUUUCCAAACCCUUAACCAGCAGACGGGACCUCUGAGCGGCUGGCAGGCUUCAGUGCAGAUUCAAGAGCGCAUGGGGCUGAUAUUCAACUUAAUUGGAAAUCUCCGUCUUGCAAGCCAAAGCCAGCCGAACCCUCCAGACUUGAAUCGAAUGAUCCAGAUUGGUAUCAGAUUCGAGAAAGAAAUCUUCGAGAAGUCCCCGAAUAAGGAUCAAUACAAACGUGAAGUUCAGAUGAAGUUGGAGCAGUUAAUGGAGAGACGGAAUCAAAAUCAGGCCAACAUGCAGCAGUCUAUUAAUCAACAGGCCCAAGCCCAAGCCCAAGCCCAGGCCCAGGCGCAGCAAGCUGUCCAGGCUCAACAGAUGAUGAUGAACCAGAAUAGCAUGCAGGGCCAGGGCCAGGGCCCGAGGCCCACCCCCCAACCUGCGCAACAGGGCUUUUCACAUCUUCAACAUCAGAUGCAAGCAUCCCCUCUUCCCGGACAGCAACCUCAGCAACAGGCCCCAAUGGGCAUGCAGCACCAAGGGCUUCCUCCGAACAUGACACCCAAUCAGCAGCAGCAAUUCCAAAUGUCUAUGCAGCAGAAUCAACCGCCACAGGGGCAGCAAAAUGUUCCUGGGAGGCAACCAAAUAGUCAACAACAGAUGUCAGCACAGGAUACUGCAUUGGUAAUGGAUCUGACGAAUAGGCUGAUGUCUCAGGCAUCGGAGGAGGAGAAGAAUACCACGAGGGCGUCACUACAAUCACGUAUGGAUCCGCAACAGUUCCAAAAGUAUCAGGCACAAGGCGUCGAUCCCCUUUUUCUAUACUAUCGGAACCAGGCUAUGCAUCGUUUACGCCAGGAGAAGCAGACGCGGCUGGCACAAGCGCAGCAGCUUGCGCAACAAGCGAACAUUCCUGGUGGAGCACCUAUGCAACAGCGAGGGUCUAUGAAUCCAAGUCCGCUGAAUGGACAGACUCAACCACCGACGUCGAUGGCCGGCAAUGGAGAUUUCGCAUCAUUCAUCAAUAUGGAGAAUCUCGCCGCUCAGCAGCAGCAACAAGGUGUAAUAGCGCAGGAAGCCGGGCAAAUGGUUGUACCAGCGAGCGUUGCCCCUCGAAAUGGAACCCCACAACCAGGCGUCAUGCCGGGCCAGGCGAUGAAUAUGAACGAUCAGCGAGGGGCAGCUAACCCCAAUCCCAGGGUUCAGCAACAGCAACAGCAACAAAUGCUCAAUGCCCAGCAAGUACAGCAACAAAGACUGCAGCAUGCUCAACAACAACAGCAGCAGCAACAGCAGCAGUCCCAAGUUCAAGCACGAAUGAAUGCUCAAAAACAAGCUCAGGCGCUUGGCCUCCAAGGACAACCCGGCGGAAUGGGAUCUGGCCCGAUGCCACCGCAACAGAGCCCCGCUAUGGGUACGCUUAAUACGCCCCUGAGGACUCCAUCUCAACAGAUGAACCCCGAGCCGCCACAAGUGAAUCCGAACGCCCAAUUUGGACAAUCACUUGAUCCACGGUUCAUACAAGGAAACCAGAGAGCACAAGGUCCAGGAAACGUGUUUCCCCCGGGAGGUUUGACUGCUACCAUGUUCGCCAAUAUGGCCCCAGAACAGCAGCAACGUCUAGCUACCUUACCCCAGGACAAGUUGAAUGAGGUAGUAAAUAAAUGGCACGAGCAAAGGCAACAACAGCUCAAUGGCAAUCUGCAAAGCGCGGGAAGGCCACAAAUGCCAAUGCAGCAAGUACACGGUCCGGUCCGGCCGGGUCCUCAAGUUCCACAGCCUGGCCAAUUCAAUCCCCAAAAUGGUGCCCCUUUUGGCAUGAUCCCAAAUCCAGGCCAACGAACUCCUCAGAACAUGACAGCUGGCAUGAAUACACAACAACAACUUCUCCUCCAACAACAAAUGAGCGCGAUGCGACAAAAUCCCAUGCAACAACGCGCCAUGCAGCAAACCAUGGGUCCCAAUGAGCAGCGUACUAUGGCCCAAAUGGAUACUUUCGAUAUUCCGCCUAUUUUCCGAGGCCAUACUUCCAUGCCGCAAGGUAUUCCUCCGGAAGUCAAGAAAUGGGGACAAUUGAAGCAAUGGGUUGCGUCAAGUCCAGGUUUGGGACCGGACAUGCUUGAAUCGAUGAAAGGACUUCAAAAGCUACACUACCAGACAAUGGUGAGGAGCAGAAAUCAGGCGCAGGGCCAACCAGGACAAGUGCAACCAGGCGGCCCAGGUGGUCAGAUUGGUAUGCCGACAGCCCCUCCAGGGUUAGCAGCUCCAGUUGCUCCUAUGGGUCAGCACCCAAUGCAAGUGCCGAACCCGAUGAAUGUUCCUUUACCGGGCGUUCGAGGACCGACCCCCCAAGAGAUCAUAAAUAUUCGAAAUCACCCCAGCGGCAAGAUGGCUCAGGCAACCGAUGAGCAGAUCCGUACUUUUUUCAUGAGGAAUCAACAGGCUCAGAUGCAGCAGCAGCAACAAAUGACGCCUCAGCAAUUACAGCUUCAACAACAACAAACCUUGAGGCGAAUGCAAAUGCAACAGCAACGUAUGAAUCAGCAGAACGGGCAACAACUUCAGCAGCCGGGACAACCACUGCAGAAUGCCAAUAAUGCCAUACCAGCUGCAACAGUAAUGCCAGCUCAAAUACCUCAGCAAAAACAACCUCAACCAGGUCCUGAACUGCCAAAUUCCAAUGCGAGCGCUGCAAAUGCAUCUCGUGCUGCUCGCCCACAGCCACCAGCCGGCCGCAAUCAAGCACGGAAUUCAUCACCAGCCCCACCAGCCAAGAAUCUGAAGCGUGCGAGUAGCGACGAUGUCGUUGAGAUUCCUCGGCCAGCACCUCAGCAAACCCAGCAACCUAAACAACCAAACCAGCAGGCUCGUGGAAAUCUAAGUCGAGAGCAAGUAGCUGCACUCGACCCUGAAAACCGAAAGAAAUAUGAGGCUAUGAUGCGAGGGCAAGCGAGCCAAGCAAGCCACCAACAAGGGGCGAAUCAAUCCAUUGCCAACCGUGCUGGUCAACCAAAUCCAGAACAGCAAGCCAAAUAUCGGGCUAUCCAGAGGGAAGAAGAGGAACGGGGCAAAGAACCACUGCCUGAUAUCCCUAUGGAUCCAGAUACGAAGGCAUCUACGGAAGAGCUGUUGAAAGCGAUAGUCCCGCCAUUGAACAAUGUUGGACGUGUCGUUUUACGAUGGUAUUUAGUUACACUUGAUGACGUGCGGACUCGGGCGUUUUUCCGGGCUCGCUUGCGGCUUGCGAAGCAAUUUCGUGAUGGUCUCGCGAUGACGCAGCUCAAAGACACCUUUUCUGUCAUGCCCAAAGAGAUUGAGAACACUCGACAGAUGUUGAAUGGUAUGGUAGCAGAUCUAAGUGCUAGAUUCCCCAAUAUGAAGAAACAAGAGGUAGCCAAAUCUCAACCAUCCUCGACGUCUGCUACUCAACCAACGCCUCAGGCUUCACAGUCUGCUCAGGCUCCAAGUGUGCCAACUCCAUUGAAUGCGGCCAAUCUACAGCAGCAACAGCAACAACUGAAUAAGCUGCAUCAGAGAUCGAACAGCCGUAGCUCUCACACCCCGGCAGCCCCAACAACACAACAAGCUCCGUUUCAUUUUGGAGCAACUUCGCCUCAUGGAGCACCAUCCUACAUUGGCAAAUCGACCGUCACGCAAGACAAUUUGCAGCUCCCACCUGCUCGAAAGAAGCAAAAGCAAACAGCUGCCCCUGGCCAAGGUACUCCUGGCUCUACAUCUUCUCCUCAAGUGCCCAAGGCGGCAUCGCCCGAUGUGAAACGGCAACCAGUCGACUCGAAAUCACACCUAAAGCCUUCACUAUGUUGCUCAGAGCCUGAUUGCGAACGACACACCGUUGGCUUUGACAACGAAGAAGACCUGAAGCGCCAUACCCAGGAAGAGCAUAUCAGGCCUCUGGAGAACCCUCUGAAAUAUGCCGACGAGAACCUAGCUGCUAUCUUGGGUCUAGAUUCUCAAGGGCAGGCCAAAAAGGCCGUCGCAUCCACUCAGGAUUCAACGAAGAUGGUUGCAAGUGGCUCCAAACAAGGGCAGACGCCGAAUGUAAAGACGGAAACUACUCCUGCAGCAGGCACACCAAUGAACCGACAAGCUUCUAUGAAUCGCCAAGGCAGCGCUGUCAGCGCCAGACCUAACACUCAGUCAAAAAAUGGUGCAGCAAAGGACGCAACUGCAAAACCUCAAGUAGGACAGAAGGAUUUGGGCAACCAAGCGCCGCAGGAAACUUCCACCUUGGUUCCUUGGGCAAAUGCCACUAUCGAUCCUCAUGACCUCCUGCACAGCUUCCAACCAUUCGAGACCGGAGCCGGUGGGGCAAUCUCGGAUCUCAACGUCUACCGCUCGAUCACCCCCAACGACACGCCGGAAUCGAGUAAGGACGGAGUGUCCGAACCUAAUACUGACAUCUCAGAAGGCGUUGGGCUGGAUAUCAACCUUGAUGUCUUUGAUGACAGCUGGAUGCCAUUUGGCCCGAGCGAAACUGAUGGGCUGUUCGACAUGAACAGCUACAAUGUCAAUAGUGUGGAUGAUUUGACGAUGUUUGAUGAUGACCAACAAAUGGUCAACUUGCAGCCAUGGGAUGAUAUGAUGGAUAUCUCUGCAUUGGACAAGCCGUUUUCUUUUGAUAAUUCCCUUUAUUCUAUGCAAGCCGACUAG
This is a messenger RNA of Hyaloscypha bicolor E, 4788 nucleotides long. RefSeq lists its product as uncharacterized. The record is from RefSeq and is a predicted model, not a curated record. Gene Ontology annotation, molecular function: transcription coregulator activity. NCBI's taxonomy places the organism in Eukaryota, Fungi, Ascomycota, Leotiomycetes, Helotiales, Hyaloscyphaceae. The transcript is spliced from 4 exons. Gene Ontology annotation, biological process: regulation of DNA-templated transcription. Bases 1 to 4788 code for a protein of 1595 amino acids.